Molecule: messenger RNA, 603 nt
Organism: Acanthosepion pharaonis
Lineage: Eukaryota; Metazoa; Mollusca; Cephalopoda; Sepiida; Sepiidae
Source: the annotation of a GenBank genome assembly
AUGCUUCUUUGGAUCUAUCUAUUUCUUUUAUUUAUUUACCUUUGUUUUCUUUCCAUUAUUUGGUCCUUUUCCAAUCUACCUACUUUCUUUCUUAUUUUCGUUUUUCACUUUUCUCCCCUCUCUUUUAUUCAUUCUUUAUUUAUUUGUUCACCUUUCUUUUUUCUUCCUUUGUAUCUUUCUUUCUUUCUUUCUUUCUUUCUUUCUUUCUUUCUUUCUUUCUUCGCAUAUAUCUAUUUAUUUAUUUUUCUUCCCUUCUUUUAUUCUUCUGAUUUUUUUCUUUUUUCACUUUUAUUUUCUUUCUUUCCUUCAUCCUUUCUUUCUUUCUUUCUUUCUUUCUUGCCAAUUCUAUCCAUUUUCCUUUUGUUCUUUCCUUUUCCCUGCUAUUUCUCUCUGGUUUUCUUCCCUUCUUUCUUUCUUUUUUUUUCCAUUUCUUUUUAUCUCUUUCAUUAUUUCGUUAUACAUUUACUUCUCUUUCCUUUUUUCAUUAUUUUGCCCUUUCUUUCUUUCUUUCUUUCUUUCUUUCUUUCUUUCUUUCUUUCUUUCUUUUUUUCUUUCACAACUCCCGGCGAGCAGGGAACAAUACUUCAAAAGAGAGUUUACUAG